Molecule: messenger RNA, 1553 nt
Organism: Paramecium primaurelia
Lineage: Eukaryota; Ciliophora; Oligohymenophorea; Peniculida; Parameciidae
Source: the annotation of a GenBank genome assembly
AUGUUUAACCAAUUUUUGAAUCAUAUUCGAAAAGUUGAUCAAUUUGGGGUUAUCUUUUAACCUAAAAUCAAAUACUCUACUAAUGAGUACAAGACUGCUAUAGGAGGAUUAAUGUCAAUCAUUCUUUACGGAUUGAGUUUCGGCUAUUUAAUAUAUAGCUUUGUGUAGUAUGGAUAAGGGUCUAUUCUUCCAAAAAUUACAUCUAUUUAAGCUAAGGCAACUCAAUAGAGCAUAUCUUUUGAGAACGAAAUAAUGUCAUUCAAGAUCAGGCCUGGGGAUGAUAAUUAAAUAAAUCCAUUUGAUCCAACGGCUCUAAUACUUGUACCAUUUGUGCUUCCAUUUUUGAAUAAUGAAAUACCCUAAGGUUAAUAUUUGAACUUUGAAUAAAUUUCAUUUUAAGGAAAUACAAUCUCGAUUCGGAAUUUGAAAUUAUAAUAUGGAGAUCCUUCAUCAGUAGAAACAGAACAAAUAAUUGCAUUUGUAGGAUGUAAACAAGCAGAUAUACAACCACCAUUUGCUUGUGCAAAUGAGAGUUUAAGGAAUAAGUUCUUUUCUUAAUCUAGUAAUGCAAUGAUUGCAACUACUUAAGUAAAUUAAUUCAAUACUGAUAAAAGAACUUUGGAAGAGGUAGGUAAAGAAUAAGUUUUGGCAAUAGUUGAUAAUUCAACAUAUUUUUAAACUACGAAUUUGAAUAUUUAAGAAUCAUCAGUUGAUACAGGAUUUUUAUUGGAAUCAACUGAAAAGUUUGUUUAUGCUACAGAUUAUUAUUUAACAAGUUAACAAAUAGAUUAAUAGUAUUUUAGAAAUACAUUUAAUUAUGAUGCUUAUUUAGUGUUUUAAUUGAGAAUUGGUAAAUUGAAAUAUUAUUAGAGUAUACAAUAUCCAAAAAUUAGUGAAAUUUUAGCAGAUGCAGGUUCAAUAGCAUCCACAAUUUUAUUGUUAUCCUAUUUUGUUAUUCUUUGUAAUUAGACUCUUUUGGAGAAACAAUCUUUGAAAGAUAUAAUUUAGAUCUAUUAUCCAUCAUAUAAGGAUAUAUAGAUUAAGAAGACUUUUUAUGGUUAAAUAAGGGAAGUGAUUUAUAAGGGGAAAAUAUAAGAUUUAGAGUAAUUUAAAUAGUAUUAGAAGGAGUUAUAGGAGAGAGCAGAGAAAAAAUUAACUAUUAUAAAUUAAGUUUAUGAGAUUUCUAGAUUAUAAUUUAUAAUUUAAAAUAUUUUAAAAUCAAAAGAGUAAUUAAGAUAGAGUCAUAAAAUUGGAAUUAAAUUAAAAUAAUUUGAUAUACCUAAAUUGAUAAAUGAAGAGAAUUUAAAUGGAAAUUAAAUAGUAAGUAUAUAAUAUAAUUAGAUACCUCAUUCACAAUUAAAUUUUUCUACUUCAAAACUAGUAGUAAUUGAUAGUCAAAGUGAUUCAUUGUAAAAUCUUAAAGUAAAUUAAUAAAAAUAAUAAAAAUAUAGAAAUAAUAAUAAUAGAAUACAAUAGAAGAAUCUAAUGAUGAGAAUCAAUUAAAUGAUGAAGAUUUUGAGAUUCUAAUUUAACCUAAUGAAUUAGAAGAAUGA